Molecule: messenger RNA, 2065 nt
Organism: Andrographis paniculata
Lineage: Eukaryota; Viridiplantae; Streptophyta; Magnoliopsida; Lamiales; Acanthaceae
Product: pentatricopeptide repeat-containing protein At1g34160
Exons: 1
Coding region: 109-1863 (584 amino acids)
Biological process (GO): RNA modification
Molecular function (GO): zinc ion binding; protein binding; RNA binding
Source: RefSeq, a predicted model, not a curated record
UAUUUUGGCCAAUUCGAUACUGCUGUGGUGGCAGUGCAGUGGCAGUGCCUUCCCUCCCUUCAUCUUCAAGAACAGCCUAGCUUCUAUUAUACGCAUGUCCUCGUUCCCAUGGGAUAUGUGGAAUCAAUUCUACGUAAGUACACCUCAUUUGGGCUUGAGCACCUACACCAGAUCCACUCCCACCUCCUCGUCACCGGCCUUUUCCAAUUCCACCAUUCCCGCUCCAAGUUUCUCGAUUUCUGCGCUACAUCCUCCGCCGCCGCCGCCGCCGGUCUCGCCUAUGCUAUCGCCGUCUUCCGCUUCCUCCAGUCACCUCGCACCAAUGACUGGAACGCUAUCAUCCGAGGCCACGCCAAGAGCGAUCAUCCAAUUAAUGCUUUUCAUUGGUACCUCGCCAUGUCGCGUGCCCCUUGCAAGCCCGACGCUCUCACUUGCUCCUUCUUCCUCCAGGCUUGUGCUCGAGCAUUGGCUCGAAUCGAAUCGCUUCAAAUGCACGCGGAGGUGCUGAAGUCUGGAUGCGGUGCCGAUGUUUUGCUCCAAACCACGUUGCUGGAUGUGUACGCCAAGUGUGGGGAUUUAGACUAUGCCUGCCAAGUGUUCGACGAAAUGUCUGUGAGGGACAUUGCUAGUUGGAAUGCUUUGAUCGCUGGUUUGGCGCAGGGGAAUCGACCGUACGAAGCUUUGAAGUUGUUCAAUCGAAUGACGGAAGGGCGUGGCUCUGAAUUCAUGCCGAAUGAGGUUACGGUCCUCGGCGCUCUCUCGGCUUGCUCGCAGCUCGGCGCUAUCAAGGAGGGCGAGAAGGUGUAUGAUUACAUCCGGAAAAGAAAAUUAGACAAGAAUGUGAUCGUCUGCAAUGCCGUCAUUGAUAUGUACUCGAAAUGUGGGUUGGUGAAGAAGGCGUUCGGCGUAUUCGAGGCCAUGAGAUGUUUGAGGAGUUUAGUCACAUGGAACACUAUGAUCAUGGGUUUCGCCAUGGACGGAGACGGACACAAAGCAUUGCAACUUUUUAACCGCAUGGUCGAAAAUCGGCAUCGACUAGCGCCGGAUGGCGUCACUUACUUAGCUGCAUUGUGUGCGUGUAACCACGGAGGUAUGGUGGAUGAAGGGACGAGGCUUUUUGAAUUGAUGGGGCGACACGGAGUGAGGAAGAACAUGAAACACUACGGCUGUAUGGUCGACCUAUUGGGAAGGGCCGGGAGAUUAGGCGAGGCAUAUGAUAUUAUCCAUUCGAUGCCCAUUUUUCCGGAUGCUGUCCUCUGGCAAACUUUGUUAGGUGCAUCUACGAUACACGGGAACUUAGAAAUGGCCGAGAAUGCAUCAAGAAAGCUUGUGGAGAUCGGGUCGACUGCUUGUGGCGAUUUUGUACUAUUAUCGAACGUCUACGCUGCGCAUGAGAGGUGGAGCGAUGUAAGGAGGGUGAGAGAUGCGAUGAAGACGAGGGAUGUCAAGAAAGUGCCCGGAUUUAGCUACAUUGAGAUGAAUGGCGCGAUAGUCCAGUUUUACAAUGGCGACAAAAGCCAUCCUAAAUGGAAAGAUAUUCACGCGAAACUAGAGGAGAUUAGGUUCAAAAUCCGGGAGUUAGGAUACGAGCCAGGCACGAACUAUGUUUUGCAUGACAUAGGAGAAGAAGAGAAGGAUAACGCGUUGUCGUAUCACAGCGAGAAACUAGCCGUGGCAUUUGGUUUGAUCGGUAUGGAUGAUGCGAGUACGAUAAACAUCAACAAAAAUCUUCGGAUAUGCGGGGAUUGUCACGUGGUCAUUAAGCUUGUUUCUAAGUUAUAUGAUCGAGAAAUUGUCGUUAGGGAUCGUACUCGGUUCCAUCGAUUCAAGGACGGGGUUUGUUCUUGUAGGGAUUAUUGGUGAGAAGGCAACUCCAAUUCGGUUUCUCAUUCAGCUGAAGCGAAAGUUAUGAGUUAAAGCUUUCCACGCCUGUAGGUUGUGUUGGCACGUAUAGUUAGUUUAGCGUGUCUUUCUUGAUUGAUAAAGUGAAGGUUACCUGUAAUUGUAUAUUGAAAUACUAAAAUAUAAUCGGUCUGUUCAUUCAUCAUAUUUCAAUGGAACAAUU